AUGUCUGAAAUCAUUAUCAAAAACGAAGAUUUGGCAAGCCUUAAGGGCAAGGUUGUCAUUGUGACAGGCGGUUCCUCAGGAAUUGGUCUCGCAACCAUCGACCUCCUCUUAUCUCUCGGAGCCUCCGUCGUCAGCGCAGACAUCAACCCUCCACCCACCCCAAUCUCUUCCCCCUCAUUCCUAUUCGUCCAAACAAACGUAGCCAUCUGGUCUUCCCUCGCUGCCCUCUUCAAAGCCGCUGUCGAGAAAUUCUCCCACAUCGACUAUGUAUUCGCCAACGCUGGAAUCGGUCCUCGAGGAAACUAUAUUGCCCUCGACACUGACGAGAAUGGAGAUCUCAAGGAGCCAGUCCAUGAAGUCUUGGAAGUGAACUUCAAGAGUGUAGUCAACACCGCUUGUUUAGCAAUCCACUAUUUGAAGCAAAAUGCCCAGGGAGGAAACAUCGUACUCAUGGGAUCGAGUACUGGAUUACAACCUUUGAGAGCACCAGAUUACUCCGCAGCCAAAGCAGGAGUCCUCGGUUUCGGCCGCUCAAUCCAACGAACCAUCAAAGCAGCAAAACUCCCCAUUCGAGUCAACACCCUCGCACCAUCCUGGACUUCCACCCAGGUUUUGCCUGAUCUCGAUGGUAUCAUGGCUGCCAUCUCCCACAAGGCGCAAUCUUGUGAUGUUGUAGCUAGAAGCGCAGCAUUCUUGAUGACUACAACUGAUAGAGAAGGAGAUAUCUUAUACGUAUCUGACGGACGUAUCACAGAGAUCGAGCAGAGUAUCUUGGCUCCAGCCUACGCGGCUAUCAAGGGUGAUGGACCAAGUGACGAUGAGAUUUUGGAGCGAAUUUUUGGUUUGGGUGCAUAA
This is a messenger RNA of Botrytis byssoidea, 855 nucleotides long. RefSeq lists its product as uncharacterized. The record is from RefSeq and is a predicted model, not a curated record. Bases 1 to 855 code for a protein of 284 amino acids. The transcript has 3 exons. NCBI's taxonomy places the organism in Eukaryota, Fungi, Ascomycota, Leotiomycetes, Helotiales, Sclerotiniaceae.